This is a messenger RNA of Geodia barretti, 951 nucleotides long. The record is from the annotation of a GenBank genome assembly. NCBI's taxonomy places the organism in Eukaryota, Metazoa, Porifera, Demospongiae, Tetractinellida, Geodiidae.
AUGUCGCCAAGGGUACGCCUGAAGAGGAGGCGGAAAUCGUCGCCACUCACCAGGGUGAAGUCCAACCUGGUCGGCCACGACUCCCAUGGAAUCAUCCAGCUGCUGGAGUAUUGCAGCCGUAUCGACCGGGGCCACAUCGUCCCGGGCGCGCCCUUUGAAGUUGAGCGGGAAACCCCCAACACCGCGGUUAUCAACGGCAAUUGGGGCUUCGGCUUCGUGCAAACCGAGAAGGCCAUGCGCAUGGCCAUAGACAAGGCCAGGGACCACGGCGUGGCUGCCAUGACCCUUCACCACCAGAGCCACGUGGGACGCGUCGGCGACUAUCCGACCAUGGCCCUGAACGAAGGAAUGAUUGCCUUGGUCACCGCCGACUCGGGAGCGGGCCCCAAGAACGCAGCCCCCUUUGGCGGUCGUGCCCGUCGACUUGGUACCAACCCCAUCUGCAUUGGAGUCCCCAGCGAACUGCCGGGGCCGGUGCUGCUGGACAUGGCAACCAGCGCCGUAGCCAUGGGCAAGAUUAACCUCCAGCGCAGCCGCGGUGAACCGGUGCCGCUGGGCUGGAUUGUGGACAAGGACGGCAAACCCACCACCGACCCCAACGACUACUUUGCCGGCGGCGCCAUCCUGCCCGUGGGCGCCGACCAGGGCCACAAGGGUUAUGGCCUGUCUUUCAUGGCUCGUCAUAACGACGGCGUGUUUAUCUCCGUUUACAACGUGGAGCACUUCCGCCCAUUGGACGACUUCAAGCGGGAAAUGAGGGAGUUCGUAGAGUUCAUCAAGACCUCACCCCCCGCCGAAGGCUUCACCGAAGUCCUUUACCCAGGAGAGAUCGAGUACAACACGGAGUUGAAGCGCCGGGAGGAAGGCAUCUUCGUGGAAGACCAGACCUGGGAUGGCAUAACCGCCCUCAUGGAGGAAGUUGGGGUGGCCGAGGCGGUGGGGAAGCCGUAG